ACCAUGACGACAGGUGCGCGCUUCUAAAUGGCGUCUAUAUGUGACAAUAGAAGGGGAGUGAAAGCGUCAUAGGACUCCAGGAAUACUAUUUCAUACGUGAAUGGGAGCGAUAUUUUUUAAAUAAGAUUUUGUCAUGUGUGAAGUUGGUGAAGAGACUAUGCCGACUAUAGAAGAAAGGGAACGUUUAAUGAACACCUUAACUCCACACUAUAGUGGUUUUACACCUCGGCCAGUUGAGCAGCUAUCAAGGCAAAGAAAACCACAAACCUCGUUAGACAUAGAAUGCCACCAUUUUCUCCGUACCAAAUCUAAGCACUUCACCCAUGGAAACCCAACUCUUGAAUACCGUCUGUGGCUGGAGGCAGGGAAGCACAAGCCACCAUUUCCAGAGCGACCAGAUUCCAGUUAUAACAGCAAUGUCUGGCGGAACUUUAGGCGCCAUUAUGGUUUUGAUACAACAGCUGAUGGAAGGAAAAUGUCUGACGUUAUAGCGGCCAUGUAUCCACUGAACAUUCCAGCUCCAUCCAAAGUGGGGGAAAAUACAUUUCAUAAGUACAUCACGGAGUCGCGGAUAUUUGAAGAUGACAAGUACAAGAUGGUGGCUAUCCAGAGGACGAAGGCCGAUGUGCAGGAGUUCAAGAAACUGAAGAUAAAGACAGAGUCCAGGAAUCCUCCAUUAGAUGAAGAUGGAAAUAUUCUGCCACCAGAAAAUUACAAGAGAUAUGUUCCCCAUUUCUUUGCCCCCCAAGAAUUGCCCCCAUCUCCACAGGUGUACCACAAGACGGACAUGUUCGGGCAGCUCUAUGUGCCCCGCUCGAGACCCCGCCUGUAUCAGCUCACCUAUGCCAUGAACCACCCAGAGUAUGACGCCAUUAAGAAAGAGAUUAUGCUUCGCCGGGAAAUGCUGGAGAAGAGGAAGGAACAACCUGGACCGUCGCGGGUGAUACCAACGCCUACCUCAGCAAAAUACUUCUGAGGCAGGGCAGAUAACUCUGUACACUGCUAGAACUGUGUCUCUCCUUGCUGUGCAGAUCAAGAAAUGUGUUUAGUAUACAGUAAAGGAGGGUGGCUCUUUAAAGCAGAUUAUAAGUUAAUGUGACAAGUGGUGAAGCUACCAUUACGUGUGAAAUACUAGUAUGGAAUGUAGGGUCCGGGGUCCAUAUUCCUGAGAAUGCUCUCAAAACCCGUCCAAGAGCCUCUUCCACAAAGUGAUGUUACUGCUACGACUGUCAAAGACUGUGAUAACAGUUUGGAGGUUAGAAUCAUCGUAGCUCUAAGAUCCUUUGCAGACAUUGAUUUACUGAUCCACAUGCAUGUCUUGUAUGCUCAAAACACAAAUAUUCUUACGAAAAAAUAUGUUAAAUAUGGCAUUGUCCUGGAGGCACAAAGACCAGGCUUUCUAUGUGGCUGUGAUGAGCUAUCCAAGGUAUUGUUGUUGAAAAAUAACAAUAUCCUCUUCUAAAGUGGAGUGGUAUAGUGUUAGUAAUGUUUUUCAAAGUUUCAUGCUCAAUAUGUAUGUAUAUACUCCGAAGCCAUUUCAAGUAUUAACCAAGUCUGUGCUAAAAUCACGGAUGUGUCUAAGCACAGAUUUCAGAAUGACUUUCAGUGCAUUUUACUGAAAACAAUGGUUAUUUUAAGCUCUGUUCAUUUGCCUAAAAGGAAUUGACAGCAGUAAAACCAGUGAUUAAGGCACAGACUGGUAACAUCAGAAUGUGUUUAUGAUGUUCACACGAUCGUAUUAAGACUGAGAUUACUGAGAUAGGAUACCUCUCUGGAUGAAAAUCUGACAACACAAGGUUGUGUCAAGUUGAACGUCCUACCCAAUUAGUGUUGAAACAUCUGAAUACUUGAACCCAGGAAUCGAAACGAGGCCUUCCUCCUGAAAAGCGAAACCCAUAAAGGUCCGGGUUAGAAUGUUGACUUUCAGUAACCCAUGCUUGUCGUAAGAGGCGACUAACGGGAUCGGGUGGUCAGGCUCGCUAACUUUGUUGACACAUG
Messenger RNA from Haliotis rubra (blacklip abalone), 1998 nucleotides. Its product is annotated as testis-expressed protein 52-like. Lineage: Eukaryota; Metazoa; Mollusca; Gastropoda; Lepetellida; Haliotidae. The transcript is spliced from 3 exons. The record is from RefSeq and is a predicted model, not a curated record. The coding region runs from base 134 to 976 and encodes 280 amino acids.